AUGGAGCCAUGGCUGGAUGGACUGUCAGAAGAAUGGAAGUCGGAGCAUGCACCUUCUUCACCUCGCUCUAGCAUGGGCGGUAGGAGCAAUACGAGUCGCCAAAUCUCCAGCAACGGCUCACAGAGUCGGAUUCCUCACCUGGCACACAAUAUUCGGAAUGCUAGCAACAGUAGCUUCCUCAAGCCACGCUCAUCUCGUGGUAUUGCGAGACAGAAAGAGAACAAUGCUCUGGGCGAGAGGUCACCGUCUAGCCUGAACGCCCUACCAAUAUCCUCCCCAAUCAGUGGCUCAAAACGACGAGCACCAUCCACCAUUCCUUUACCUCGUCGAUCUUCGAGCUCUAGUAUGUCCGCCUCACAAACAUCGGUCCAGCAUCACACGAUGGAUCGAUCGUCCGGUAUACACGAAACACCAGAGUGGAAAAAGCGCUUGCAGGCAGGAACUGAACUCACUAGUGAUGGAGUCGACCUCUUUUCUCCUUCGAAACUGGAAGGCAUGUUCAAACAGUCGUCAUGUCCUGUCGACCCUGAGGACGAAGAGAACGAUGCAUCGCUGUUAAUCACAACCACCGACAAAAGGCCUUGGAACUUCCUCAACGACACCGCUUUCCCACCUCCUUCCGAGAACUUUGCCUCAUAUCGAACGUCGAAGAAUAGACCUUCAGGCAUGGGCACCCUGCAGGAAGUCGAGGAAGAAGAUGAGGAUAGAGCUUUUGACCUCUCAGCCAUAUCGUCUAUCAUUGGACGAGAACCAGUCGAAGGUAUCGUGAGACGAAGGGUUAGUAACCUGGAGCUAGUUCACAGUAGAAACAGUCCAAGAACUUCUCACGAUCCACGCCUACGCACGAUUAGCGGUCGCAAGGAGAUGAGCGAUGAAGUCUUCUCUCCACUCGAAGAUUCGGAAAAGAGCAGUGUUCGGAAGCAGGCUUUACAAGAGACGCUUGACACCAAUUCCCAUGGCCUGAGGCGCAGAUUGCGAGAGAUACAGACGAGUAGGGACAGGUCGAAGUCGCCGUGCAGUGAUCACGACAUAUCCUACGACGCUCAAGGUCUGGACAGCUUGGAAGAGUCGAUUUUACCAGAAGAGCUUGCCGCAGAGAUGACUUCACAAUCAUUGCCGGAAGACCUGUCAAUGGGCACGCAAAAUUACCAGCCCAAUAGUAUACUCGAAGUCAUGACUAAGCGACAAACCACUGGAGCUAGCAGCAGCUCGGUCAUUCAUAGGAAAGCUACCUCCAUAAGAACAUCGUCUCAUCCUGAUGACAAUAGAAACUUCCGCAGUUCACCUCCUCCAUAUCGGACCAACAACAUCGAAGACAGCAGACUUACAGUGAGCGAACCUUCUAGUCCUGCAGAUACGAGUGUCGUACAUCAUGCCCCAACCUCAACCCAGUAUAGCACCGCUGGAAGUCCAUUGAAGUUAUUCGGCAACCGAGAUACCUAUACCAACAACAAACUCAUGCGUGUUCUAAGUCAAUUUGAAGAGGAUCGGUCCGAGCCAAGUAUGCCCGAGGAGGCCGCUGCUUUUCGUAUGAGUAACUUUGGAAAAGGUGAGCUGGACGCCUUUGGCUUCGACAAGCAGAUUGAUCGUCCUCCGCCACAAGAGAUGCAAGUCAAUCCUGUGGCUGAGAAAGUCUUCAAAGGCCUUGCUUCUUCGAACGUCGCACAACACAACACUACGACGCAGGCGGAGGCUCAAUCUUCGCCUGUCAGAGAAAGAUCUACAAAGAGACGAAGAACUUUGUUAAAGGACGAGAUUGUGGUAGAUGGUACGGAAGUCGAGGUCAAACUUACUACUGUAGCUGGUAAUAGCUUGGCUGGAAAGAAAAGACGGGACGCUCUGCCUGGUAAAGACCCUGAGCAAGCCUCGCCCGACACGAUGGCUUCCCGGCCUGUUCUACGCCCUGCAGGCUCCCGGAAGUCGUCUUCGAAUAGUCAUACUAGGACUGCUUCAGCCUCCGAGGCUCUGCUCAACGAUGCAAUUCCUCCUACAGACCUUGCGCAGCAAUUGGCCGGCGAGCUAGAAUCUUUCGUCAAGACAGCAGCGGAGAUAAAGCAAGACUCCCGGAAGGCUUCAUUGGCGACCAAGGAUUAUAUGGAAGAGGCAAACAAAGUGAUGGAGUUUAUACGUGCAAGAGGAAAGCCGAAGCUGCCCCUGCCUGACAUACAGGAGCCUCAGGAUAUCUCGGAGCUCAACCCUGAUGCCAUACUCGAUCUCGAAGUCGACGAUUCCACAAAAGACUCAUUUUCAAGACCGCCAUCUCGAGAAGGUCGUGUUAUGCCCAAACCGGAUCGAAGAUAUGCACUACAUGAUGCUCAGACAGCGAAACAUCUGAACAAGUUCCGCGACCCCGAUGACCUCGAACUCCUCGCGAGCACCUCUGCACUAGGAACGCUGCACCUUGUUGACAAUAAAGCUGUCGAAGAAGCUGCACUUGUGCCUGUCCCAGAAGAUGACCAGCUCGAUAUUGGCGAGAGUUUCCAAAGCGAUCCACCAGGUAUUCGCAUCUUGGAUGUUAACGACAGGAAGAGAAAAUACUCUCUCUCGGACGCUGACUCGGCAGAUGCUCACCUCUCACAAAACAUACACAGCAGCGAUUCUAAACGCACAAUAAACACAACCUCUUCUGUCAGUACUGGAACAAGAGGUAUGAUUAGUCAGGGUACCGUGACUAUUCCUGAUACCAUUGGCGCAAUGAUGUUUGAUCAAGAGAGGCAAAUCUGGGUCAAGCAAAACAUAAGAACAAAGAAAAUCCCUGCCCCAAGUGCUACUCCUGAAAGCAAAGCUGGGAGGGAGUAUAGCGAGGCAGACCCAUUCGAUGGUAUACCAGAUCUCAGUAUCGACGAGACAAAGGAAGCAAAUCUGAAGAAGAGUCCAAAGCAACCAAAUAGCCGACAACAAGCACCAGAGUCCGGCGUGGAAGUUCGUGUCCAGCAACCAAAGGACCCGCACAACGGCCCACGCAAUGUGUCGGCAAUCUUCACACCAGGCAAGUCAUCCAUGAAAUCUCCUCGCAAAUUGCGGCCCACUACCGAACAGAGUCGACCUAUCUCGAAGGGUUCAGAAGCCUCGAAGCAUGAAGAACGCCUACAUGAUGGUAUUGCCUCUGAGGAUGUUGGCGCGUCCGCUAAACAGCAACCGAGAGUCGUCACAAUCGCGUUUAGUUCACCCAUUGCUUCUGAGAUUCCAUAUACACAUCCGCCAAGCAUCUCUGACGCGGAUCUGGACCAAGACGAUCCCAGUCUUCUACCUUUGGACGAUGAGGGUUCUGUACUCGCCAGUAGUCCUGCCAGAGUUACAGAGCAAAUCGAUCCGUUGGCUGAGCAUGGGACAUCACGUCUGCGUCCAAUCAUUGGGUCCACCGAGCGCCAUGAGCAAUACCGAGCAAUGACGCUGAAUAGAAGGCCUGUCUCAAGGAUAGAUGAGUAUAGUGAGGACCAAGAGGACAAUCGGGAGCUGUCACUCGUUCACAUCAAGCAUACUGAUAUGACCCCACUGCCGGAGAGACAGAUGAGCCUACGGAAAGCUUCUGCGCGGAAAGAGUCGAGUAUACUGUGUCUUACGCCCCUAUCGGACUUCACCCUGCAUCAGGCUGACAAAGCGAACCAUCCUGAAGAAAGCUUCGUUGCCGAAAGAGCCAAUCCGAAGGCCUUGAGACAGGCACAUGGUUCGCAUGCCCUAGUCGAGGACGACGUGGUCAAGGCCAUCACUGACGCUGAGCCAUCUGAGCUCUUUUGGGAGCAGCUACGUCGAUUAUCGUUGCAGAAGAGUGGUCUUGGAGCACUACACGGGCUGAAGACUUAUUGCUCAGCGCUAGAGCACCUCGAUGUGAGAGGUAACAAGGUGUCUCAGCUGACGGAUUUGCCAAUAUCGUUACGGUCGUUGAAUGUUUCGUCAAACAUGAUCACUGACAUGACUUCGUGGACACACCUUCAUAAUCUGCAAAGCAUUGAUGUAUCUGGCAACCAGCUCGAAAGUCUGCAGUGCUUCAGUGGCCUCAUUCAUCUUAGACACCUCAAGGCAAGCGACAAUAAAAUCCACAAUCUCGAGGCUAUACUCGACUUGAGUGGUCUUGUAACGCUUGAUCUCAGUGGCAACGACAUUCCAGACGUUGACUUUGUCGAUUGCGAGCUGACAUCUUUGGAAGAGCUGGACCUGAGCAGAAACAAUCUUGUACAUGCCAAGAAUCUGUAUGAACUGCCAAAGUUGAAGUAUCUAGACUUGAGCGAAAAUUUGCUGGAGGAAUUAGUGGUCAAAGGGGACAAGAUCGUGCCGAAACUAGUGACGUUAUGCCUUGGACAGAACGAGAUUGCCGAGCUUGAUUUGACGGCUUUCCCAUUGCUCGAACGACUCAAUAUCGACUGCAACAACAUCAAGCACUUACCUGGACUUCCCGAAGCCGAGCACCUGAAAGUGCUCUCAGCGCGUGACCAGCGAGUGGCUUCUAGUCUUGUCAACGACGUGUUAGGGACUUCUCAUGAUUGCACUGAGCUGUACUUGUCGGCAAAUGCUCUAACAGAAGGCGAGAUAGUACUCCCACGACAACCAAAUUUCACAUUACGAUGCCUGGAGCUUGCUUCUUGUGGUGUACACGUUCUUCCUCAAAGGUUCGGCGACCAUUUCCCAAAUUUGAGAGUAUUUAACCUCAAUUUCAACGCCUUGUCCGAUCUCUUGCCAUUGCAAGGUGCAAUCAAGCUGAAACAGCUAUGCGUGGCCAAAAACAGGAUCAAGAAAAUGAGGCGCACUUGCCUCACGAUAUCACGUCUACCAGCACUGAAGAAGGUGGACCUCAGGGACAAUCCCCUCACAGUUGGUUUCUAUGCACCACUAGCUGAAGAGAGAGACGAACAUAUCCCGCAGUGUUUACCUGCAAGAAUACCAGAACAGGACAAAAGAUGGCUAGGGUUGAUGGACGAAGUGACCUGGUUGAGGAGGAGAGCAAUGGAGCUUCUACUUGCUGAUCGCUGUCAACAUGUCGAGGAGAUCGACGGCUUAGCUCUUGAUAGGGAGGUCCUGAAACGAGAGAAGUCGACUUGGGAAAGGUUAAUGAGGAAAGGGGUUUUAAUGGAACGUGAAAAGGAAGCGAGUGUACAUGUGACUGAGGUAUGA
Messenger RNA from Lithohypha guttulata, 5109 nucleotides. RefSeq names its product Protein nud1 (gene NUD1). The record is from RefSeq and is a predicted model, not a curated record. Gene Ontology annotation, molecular function: protein binding. The transcript has a single exon. Bases 1 to 5109 code for a protein of 1702 amino acids. NCBI's taxonomy places the organism in Eukaryota, Fungi, Ascomycota, Eurotiomycetes, Chaetothyriales, Trichomeriaceae.